Molecule: messenger RNA, 5977 nt
Organism: Cercocebus atys (sooty mangabey)
Lineage: Eukaryota; Metazoa; Chordata; Mammalia; Primates; Cercopithecidae
Gene: C1QL3
Product: complement component 1, q subcomponent-like 3
Exons: 2
Coding region: 2678-3445 (255 amino acids)
Molecular function (GO): protein binding
Source: RefSeq, a predicted model, not a curated record
CUGGCAGCAAACCUCACCAUUUUGUCCUCCAAAAGGAAGGUGACUUUUAAGAAGCAAUCCAGAGGGUGUUAGGAAAGUAAAUAUUGUGGCCAGGAGAGAACUUAUUAUGUGUUUGCUGCUUAAAAAUUUGAAAAUAAGGCAGCUCAUGUGAACGAAACUAUUAUGGAAAUAUGUGUACAAUUAUGCCCAAGCAAUAGGCGCACAUUUAUAAAACCACUACCCUAAAAUAAAAGUUAAAGGCUUGAGAAGUGGGAAGGACUGUUUUCCAAUUCCAGGAGCAGUGUGGCCCUGUCAGUAACCAGGAGGUGGAGACCCCCACCCCACUGGGCCACACAGCACACCUCUUAGGGUUGAUUCUCCCAGGCAAGGCUUGAAGGAGCUACUGACAUUUCUCUUAAAAGAAUCAAUGAAUCUUUGUUUCCUUCUGUCUGCUCAUUUGACCUUAUUUUGUUGUGAAACAGAGAAGAAGAAAAAAAAGAAUUAAAUUGGUGGGGGGGACUGGAGUAGGCUAGGGGGCGGGGAGGUUGAGGCACAGGGAGGAAAGGAGAAGUCCAUGCUGUGACACCCGCAGACUAGAUCACAGGCUGCUUGAUCAUCACCCAGGAUGUUAUUGUUUGCUUGCUGGAGUCUUAUUUGUUCCUGCUUCUCAUUUCACAUUCUCACCCUGAUGUAAUAAGUCACCGUCUUCCCAGCCAUCAUCCUCGUAUUGACAAGCAAAUGUCACCUACGUUUGAUUGACAUCUGUUGCUCCUGAAUGCAGAAGUAUGAUUUAGGAAUCAAUUCUACUUAUUUAUUUAAAGCCAUUCUUGUGUGUCUUAUGUAUUUGUUGGUGGGAUGACUUGCCUAAUAUCUACUGGGAGCUUUCCAGUAAUAUGAUAAACCAUCCUGUUCUUUCUGCAGCUCACCCACUAAGAAUGGAGGCUCUUGUUUCUUGUAUUUCUCCUAUUUCUUCCCUCCCUCAAUGUACAUUUGGGAAAUCUGCUAUGGAGCUUGUAAGAACUCUUUCCAUAUCCUAGGAAAAGACGUUGCCCAGCACUUGUGUAAAUGCUCCUUGCUUGAUCUUUUGACGGCAUUUUGACAAGUGAUUAUUUCUCGUACAUUUAGCGACUUUAAGUAAAUGCAACUUCAGGUCCAUUGGCAGUAUCCCCUGAAAGAUUGCUAGAACUGUAAGCCUGUAAGUAGAGUACAUAUGUAUGCACUCACCACGGUGCAGCAUUUGUAAAAAGGACCAACCCCCCCCUCCCCCAGAUGCGGUGGACAUGUUCAUUUUAAAUCAUUCAGAAAUGUUAUUUGGCUUUUCAACAUACCUCGCUGUUCUUGGGGUAACAUCUUAUUCAUUUAGAAGGCAGAGGAGGAAAACCAUCAGGUUAAAAGAAAAUCACAUCUACCAUCUGGAAAAUUCUAAAAGGCCCUCCUUCUGUUAAAAGUGGCAUUUUGAGAAACACCUGAAGCACUGAUUGUAGAGGAGCCAGCAAAGAAACAUUGUCAACUCAGCCACCCUCCUUUCAACCUUCACCUCCACCCUCCAACUGGGGCUGCUGGCAGUGGGGAAAUCUGGGACUUAGGUGUGACCCUUGAGCCCUGAAAGCUGUCGCACAGCUGUCUCUCUCCCCCAGGUGGGUGCAGCAGGACCUGCCAUCGCUUGGUUCAGCAAGGGAGUAUUCAGAAUCUCACUGUUCAUCCAUGUGCAGAGAGAGAAAAAAAGAGAGGCCGAAAAAAAAAAAAUCCCACAUUGUCAGAGUAAUGCCAAACUCUCUCUGAGUGGGAUGAGCAGAGCAGAUGCUGCAAUGAGAUGCCAAAGCGGCUCCCCUUCCUCUGUGCCUUGGGUGCCUAUAAAUUGCUCCGGCGCGCGUUUGUCAGCCUCCUCUUCUCCUGGCAGGUGGUACCCAGGCAGAAUUCUGCCUUCAGUCUCUCUCUCGCUCCGCUCCCGGCCGUGAGGCGCUCGCCGCUGCUCGCUCGCUCCUCCACCCCAGCCCCGAGCCUCGCCGAGCCGACAGUGCCCGCCGCCGCCGCCGCUGGGCGCACCCGGGGGACGCCCGGGCCCACGCGGGGCUUUGGGGUGCGCGUCUAUUCGAGUUGUGGUGGUGGCAAAGGAGGAAGAGAGAAAGGAGGCAAUUAAAAAAAAAAAGGCAGCGGACGGGCGAACUGAGCGAGCGAAAGAAGAGGAGGAGGAGGCAGAAAAAGGCAACUUCAGACGGAAAGUUGGUGCGAACUGGCGCAGUCUGCAAAAACGGAAAAGUCGAUCGCAGGCGGCGGCGGCAUAAAAGUGUGAGCGGCCCGGGCGAGCGCAGGAGGCGGCGGCUGGCUCUGCCCUCCCAGUGGCCGCGCCGGAGCCCGCUGCAGCCACAGGUGCGAAGGAGCUCGCGGGAGGCGAGGGCGCCCCGCGCACCCCUCCCCCGACCCCCACCCCAGGCUCGGGACUUCGGCUCAAGUCACUGGGCGCCCGCGCUCCCUCCCCAGCCGCAGCCUCCGCGGGGGGAGCAGGAGUCGGCAGCAGCGGCCGGCGCCCGCCCGCCCAGGGGAGUUGGGGUUCGCAGGGGGUUGUUUUCGGCUCUGAAGAGGUCCCCGCCCAACCUUCAAAAUUCUGUCCAAAAGCAGACAAGAGGAUCGCCCCGCGCUGAGCCGGCUGGUGGGCAGCAGGAGGCGCCUGAUCGCCGCCGGGGCGCUGGGGGUGGUGAUGGUGCUGCUGCUGGUGAUCCUCAUCCCGGUGCUGGUGAGCUCGGCCGGCACGUCGGCGCACUACGAGAUGCUGGGCACCUGCCGCAUGGUCUGCGACCCCUACGGGGGCACCAAGGCGCCCAGCACCGCUGCCACGCCCGACCGCGGCCUCAUGCAGUCCCUGCCCACCUUCAUCCAGGGCCCCAAAGGCGAGGCCGGCCGACCCGGGAAGGCGGGUCCGCGCGGGCCCCCCGGAGAGCCCGGGCCGCCGGGCCCCAUGGGGCCCCCGGGCGAGAAGGGCGAGCCGGGCCGCCAAGGCCUGCCGGGCCCGCCCGGGGCGCCCGGCCUGAACGCGGCCGGGGCCAUCAGCGCCGCCACCUACAGCACGGUGCCCAAGAUCGCCUUCUACGCCGGCCUCAAGCGGCAGCACGAAGGCUACGAGGUGCUCAAGUUCGACGACGUGGUCACCAACCUCGGAAACCACUACGACCCCACCACCGGCAAGUUCACCUGCUCCAUCCCGGGCAUCUACUUCUUCACCUACCACGUCCUGAUGCGCGGAGGGGACGGCACCAGCAUGUGGGCUGAUCUCUGCAAAAACAACCAGGUGCGUGCUAGUGCAAUUGCCCAGGAUGCUGAUCAGAAUUACGACUAUGCCAGUAACAGUGUGGUUCUUCAUUUGGAGCCGGGAGACGAAGUCUAUAUCAAAUUAGAUGGCGGGAAAGCCCAUGGAGGGAACAACAACAAAUACAGCACGUUUUCUGGAUUUAUUAUUUACGCUGACUGAUAAUGCAGAGACUAAGCUUAUCAUUCUGAGUUUGAACACUGGAUGCGUAUGGCUAACGUCAGUGAAUCAAGGAUCCCAGGGGAUGCCAAUGGCAGGGCACCUCGGUUGUGUAUAUGUGGGGAAAUCAAAUGCUACCUGACUCACAUCUGUAUCACUCAGAAACAUUAUGUAAAAAAUAUCAAAGCAAGAUAAGCAGAUGUGUGAUCCACUACCGCCAAAGCAAAUACUCCUUAUCGUUAGUGUCCAUGUGAAUGAAGUCCUAUAUAGAUCACAAAUUUUUAUAGACAAAUCUAAGACAUUGAAUUAUUUCUUCAAUAUAUAUGAUACUUUGGUGUACUGUGAUCUUGCUGCUUUUAUCCAUAUGUCGGCUUUGGUUCUUGUGAGUUUACCUGCUUAUUAUGAUACUUGGAGUCCAUUCAUAGCGUGGGGAAGAAUGAUUUUUACCCUGCAGGAGAAGGUCUAAUUGAAAUAAUGCUGCUUGUCCCCAAAGAAAUUGUUUGCCUUGUACUCUUGUUAACUUUAGAGCUAGACCUGGGAAUGAUUCUACUUCAAGCCUUAACCUGGAAUUUUCUGGAUUUGAGGGAAUUCCCAAGCCUAUGAUCAUUUUCACAUUUUCUUUUUCUUAUAUGAAUUUUCUUUUCUCUCUUUUCUGGUGAUAGUCUUUAAAAAUAGAGAUUGACAGUGUAUCAUAGGAUUACCCUCUAAGUGUGAAAAUGUGUAAUUAUGUACGGUAUUUAGAAAAAGCCCUUAUGUGUCCAUUUUGUCAACUGAAUACAUUUAGAUUCACUGGGAAAGUCAGAGAAAUUUAUUCUUUAGUAUCAAAUCAAGCCGAGGCUUUUGCCAUCUUUGGAACAAAAGAUUAUUCAUAACCCAAUGCACAAAGGUUUAAUUUGAGCUGCUGCAUACGUCACCAAGGGGACACUAGGUGAGGCCUUCAAACGGUUACUACAAGUCUGUGGCCUGAGGUUAUUUCAAAAUUAACAAUUUCACAUAUAACCAAUAUGACAACAGUGUUUAUAUUUUAUACAAAUAUCUGCUAAACAUGCAUACAUAUACUCACACACACAUAUAUAUGUUAGAUGAAAUGUUUUAUAUACAUGUAAAACAUAUACAUAUAAAACAUAUAUAUAUGGCUUUAUUCCAUAGGGCACAGUGGCUGUAUAGCCUCAAAAUUUUAAUAUAAAGAAGUAUAUGCAUAUAUACACAGACAAACAUGCAUAAAUUAUUUAACUUAUUUUGGGUUAAAAUAUAUUUUGAAUGACAAUAUAUGGAGUAGCAAAAACAGUUAAAACAACUUCUCUUUAAGAGUUAUCUAGAAAAUUAAUUGUAUUAGGUAAAAAUGCCCUUUAUUUUACAGGUCUGUAAGUUAAGGCUAUGGUUGUUGUAUUACCAUAUGCCAAUCAAUACUUUAACUGCAUUCUGUGACAGAUUGUUAAUAUGAGGACUGCAGACACCAAGUGGCUCUCCUUUGCAGUGUUUAUGAAUUAUACGCAUUUGAGCUAUCAAUUUUUUUUCUUUUUUCUCAGGUGGACUGAAGCUGACAGUACAGUAGAUUUGGAGAGUAAUACAAAUCUUUUCUUGCUGGUUAGAACACACUGCCAAAAGCCAUCUCUUUCAUCUAAGGAAAAGAUUAAAAAUGCAUGUUGAUAUCUCCUAACUAUCACAUAACUUCCACUAUUACAAUGAAAAAUCUGUUCCCCUUUCAUUGCCUUUGAAAACUCUUUGACAAGUAGAUUUCAAAAACAGAAAUUUUAAAAAUUUGCUUCCUUUACUGGUGAAGGACACUUGCAUUUUUUUUAUUUAAAGGAAUUAAUUUGUUCUCCUGGCUCAUUCUUCUUUGUUACUUUCUGUUCCAAUACACAGAAAGCUUGAACAUCUCUGAUCAGCCAAAAUAUCUUUUAUUUAGCAAAGCUCAACUUCCCAAGAGUUAUGCAUGGUGUGCCUAUCUGAAGGUGGUGUUAGCUCUGUUGAAAUGCCUGCGUCUGAGUAACUGUCAUGAUUUUUAUGAUUAAAAACAAACUUUUCAUCAAGAAUAAGGACAAAUUCUAAUUGGCCUUUGUGAUAUGUAAGAUAACUCAUAAAUGAAUCACAAUGGAUUUUAUUUCGAAUUAACUAUAUAUUUAUCAAAGAGGAAUUGGCAGCAAGGGUUUGGAGAAUAUUUUUAGGUGCCAAAUAGCAUAGUGAAGAUUCAACCAAAAGAUGAAUUUAUAAGCAGCAGUGGCCAUCACCUAAGUGUUUUAACUAAGAGUUUUAAAAAAUGCUUUAUUUACACAAAAUAUCAGGGCUGGAUACCUUUUAAAGAGGAGGCUCUAGUAUCAGGCUGUCAUUUCCAAUAGAUCUGACCUUUUCUUCAGAUAAAUAAGCAUUAUUUUCUCUGUUUAGGUCCAAGGAAAAACACACGGUAAAGGAAAUAAAGGGAAUAUAUAUAAGGCAAACAUUUCUCCUUUUUUUUGCAUUAUAUCUUAUCAGUUAAUUAAAUUGUGGCCUUUGUUAUUAUAAAUGUAAUGAUUCAUUAAACUAUAUUAUGUAAUA